UUAAGGAAGUGUAACGAAACAUUGUGGCUGCUGUUCGAUUGCGGCUACAAUAUUUUGUAAUUCGUCUUUUUUUUUAAUUUAUUUAUUGUUGCCAUAAUAUUGGUUGUUGUCCUGCGUUAGAGUUGCCCUGUGUUUGAAUACAGGUAAAACAACAAUCUUGCCUUGCAUUACCGACUGAAAGGUUAUUCGGGAUGGGGAGUGGAAACGGAAAAUUUGGGGGCUCAGGACACGGCACCUCUUCAGCAGCUGAAUCUGGGGGCUCAGGACACGGCACCUCUCCAGCAGCUGUAUCUGGGGGCUCAGCUGACGGCACCUCUUCAGCAGCUGAAUCUGGGGGCUCAGGACACGGCACCUCUUCAGCUCCAGGGGUCAGCAUUUCCAGUUGCCAUGGAAGCCAUGUUUCUGCGCCAGUGCUGUCAAACACCAGUGUGCAGGGAGAUGUGACCAUAUCAUACAGCUGCUCAGGUGGUGUUCCCUCUGCUCCUACGGCAACACCUACAUCUGACACAGAUCCCAAGUCAGUUAUCCAGGCCUACAAGGAGUCCAUUCUCCCUGCGUAUCGAAUAAUGCUGGAGUAUAACUCCCUCCUUGGUGAAUGUGUGCUGCUACCGGAUCGCUACACACAACUGCUGAUGGUGCAGAAGCACCGACCGCCGAAAGAGAGGGUGGAGGAGAUCUCAUCCAGAGGACAUGCCCUCCAUCAGGUCCUCUCCACCAGAGAAAGGAAGGGGUACCAGAGCAUCAGUGUGGAGCAGUUCUUCAGCCGCAUGGACUCGGAGGGGGACAUCCCAAGGGCGGUCAUUCUCCAGGGCCACUCAGGGAUGGGCAAGUCCUUCACUGCCUGCAAGAUCAUGCAUGACUGGGCGCUGGGGACUCUGUUUGAGGGCACCUUCGAUGUUGUGUUUCACUUGGAGUGUAAGGAGCUCAACCUCUGUACGCAGGAGAAGAGCCUGAUGGAGCUCCUCGGUUUGUCAAGUUUUCAACCAGCCAUGGAGGAAGUGCUCACCAAAUCACCUCAGAAAGUCCUCUUCCUGGUCGAUGGCUUUGAUGAACUCAGGUUCUCCUUGGAGGUGCCCCGCUUGUCAUUACCCAGUGAUGCAUUCACCAGGGCUCCAGUGGAGGCCACACUGAGUGCCCUUCUCCGGGGGCACAUCCUGUCCACAUCUUCCCUGCUGGUCACCUCCAGAUCCACGGCCUCAGACAGGCUUAGCACGCUGCUCAAACAGCCCCGGCGCUUCACUGAGAUCCUGGGUUUCUCUGAGGAGGGGGUACAGGAGUACCUCCAGAGGUUCUUCAAGGAUGAACAGCUUUAUACUCGGGCUUAUGACAGCAUAAGUUCAAAUGAAUCACUGUUUGCAGCCUGCUUCAUCCCCAUCAUCUGUUGGAUCGUCUGCACAGUUUUGAGAGAGCAUUUUAAAGAGGCAAGAGAAGAUCAGAUGGAGCUGACUACAACCACCUCCGUAUUUGUACACUUUGUGUCCACUUUGCUAGAGCAUCACUGCCAGGGUUUGAGUCAGCCCAUCCCCACUCUGCUGAGGAGCCUGGGCCAGCUGGCAGAGAGGGGGAUACUGGAGCAGCAGGUCCUCUAUGAAAAGAAGCAGGUUGAAGAGAUGGUUUCAGAUCCAGCCAGUGUACCCUUCCUAUGCAAGUUCCUGCAGAAGAAGACAGUAGGAAAGAAAACACUGUUCAGCUUCAUGCAUCUCAGCUUCCAGGAGUUUUUCACCGCUCUCUACUAUGCCACGGCAGAUGAAGAGGAGUGUCGGAGUAGAGUGGAGACCCUGCUCCAGAGAGCAGCUGAUGGGGACCGACACCUCCUUCCAGUCAUCCAGUUUCUCUUUGGCCUCUCCAAUACAGAGCUGGGCAGCACACUGAGAGAGAGUCUUGGUCGGUCCAUCUCUCCUACCAUGCACACCCAGCUUGAAGAAUGGCUUCUUCAGCUCAACACUGACAUUUCUGAACUCCAUAAGGAUGUUUACACAUUUCCCCUCGAAGAGGACAGAAGCAUGGAUGUUUUCAGCUGUUUGUAUGAACAUCAUGAGGAAGAGUUGAUGAGGAAAGCCAUGGAGGCUUGGGAGUGUUUUCGACCUCUUCAUAUCGCCCUGAGCAAAACCGACUGCUGGGUGCUGCGGUACUGCUUUCAGUACUGUGCUGAGAUCAGACGUGUGCAUCUCACCAACUGCAACAUAACGGCAGAGAAGUUGAGGAUGCUGAAGCCAAUGAUAAGCAGGUGUAAUGAGCUAGAAUUACAAGUGGUGGAUCUCUCUGAUGACACGGUUGAAGAUUUUAUAACCUGUGUAGGGCAAGGAACAGCAGUCCGUGAUCUAAUUGUAGCCCAGGGCAGCUGUAAUGAGAGAGCAUACACACCAGAUAUUGAAAGGUUGGUGAAAAGCAAACUCAAAGAUGAGGGUGUUCGGGACAUUCUGGCCUGCCUCUCCAAGCAGAAGUGUGUGGGCUCCUUUGAGCUUGAAGCACUUUGCGUUACACUGAGCACAGUGGAAGUCCUCUUUGACCUUCUCCAGCGGAAAACAUUUGACAUCAGCGUGAGUUUUCUUGCAGGAUUACUGACUGACACUAAGGACGCUGAUCUAAGGGUUUACCUGCUCAAGAUUGAGAAAAAUUUGUACCCUGAGUUUUCAGAUGAUACCAUAGAAUGUCUCCAGGUGUCUGCUGAGAUUGAGUUGAGGGUCCUGGAUUCAGAGAGGCACGCCCAAAAGAGGCUGAAAGGCUUCACUCUCAGACUGUCUCCGGAUGCACAAAUCGCCACCAUCGACUGGACAAGGUUUUUCCAUUGUUGUGUAGCAGACAAUCUGGAGACUGCUGCGCAUGUAGAUGCUCUGAUGUCCUGCCUGCACAGUAUGCCCCGUCUGGAGGAGGUGUGGACAAGUGUGGGUCAUCUGGACGAGUUCUGGACCACUGGGUUCCUUCAGCUAUUCCUGAUCUGUCCUCAUCUCAAACGCAUCAGCUGUUCACUGAACACGUCCGACAGAGAGUACUCUCAAGACCUGUGUGUGGAAAACUACAAGGGGAUGCUGAGGUUGUCUGUGAAGAACUGCAAUCGUCAUCUCCUGUUUUUCGGGAGUGAAUCCAAGAGCCGCACUCACUUGCCCCUCACCUGCGUCAUCCUCCUCCUCCCCCCCUCCCCUGAGCUGCAACACCUGGACUGGACACCAUUCUUCAGCUGCUGCCUCGCACUGGAGGGCCUCACAGACUGUCCAGACCCUGACGAGUGUGUGAAGGACCUGCUGUCUUUCCUGUGCUGUGUCCCAGAUCUCCAUGGGGUGAGGCUGGACCUGUUCUCCCUGACCGAGAGAUUGGCCUCUGGAGCUGUCUCUCUUAUCCAGAGCCAACCCACACUCUCCACACUCAGGCUGUAUUGUGGGGAGCAGGGCUAUGGCCCUCUGCCUGAGGAGGGAGUUCACAUCCUCCAGCAGUCUCAACAACUCCUAAGAGGCGUUCUCUCUCUCACAGGGUUGCGUUGCAGAGUGCCUGCUGACCAGUGUCUGCACCACACAGAGCAGAAGCACGAUAUGGAGAGAGUGGAGCUCAAGUUCACCGGGGACUCCGUCCAGGAGAGUGAGAUUCAUUUCUUACAGUUUGAUGACCGUGACCCUCUUCAGCUGAGGCAAUAAUGCCCACGAGGAAGUGCUGGAGAGUGGGCAGGAAGUGAGAGAGAGGUGGGGUGUGUUCAGGAAAUGACCCCAAGCUGGAUUUGAACCUGGGUCCCCAUGGGCACUUGGCUAUUAUGUGGUGAUGCUGGACUGU
Molecule: messenger RNA, 3762 nt
Organism: Sardina pilchardus (European sardine)
Lineage: Eukaryota; Metazoa; Chordata; Actinopteri; Clupeiformes; Clupeidae
Exons: 15
Coding region: 192-3629 (1145 amino acids)
Cellular component (GO): cytoplasm
Source: RefSeq, a predicted model, not a curated record